GGGCGAACACCAGCACAGUUUCCUCGUUUAGGGUUUGACAGCAGUGGCUUGUUGUUUUACAGCACAAAACAACAAGGAUGAAAAUUUCAAGCGACGAGCAGAAGCACUAAUCAUGGAGAAGACUGACAGCUGAAAGCCCCUUGGCCUCGUCACCUCUGUCUGCCGCUGUACGCUACCACUUUACCGUCGGACAACUCGAUUGUCGACUGAGCUGCAGAUGAAUGUCCCUGGAUUUGUUGUUGUUAGCUGCUAAUGCUAAACUCAGAAGUUGUGGGCUAGCUGGCCUAGCACAUGCUAAUUGGCAUAGCGACGAAAAGACAAUUAGACUAAUAGGUUUGGUUUACUCCGUGUCGAGUAAACUCUGCCUUGUUUGUUAGCUAAUGGAGUCAGCUAACGUCAGCUUCAGUUGUUUUAGAACUGCACCUUUGAGUAAACCUUUGAAGUGUCGUAGCAGUUAGGAACUUAGCUUAUCUGUUAGCCACCACUAUCCUUGAAAGAAUGAGCAGAAAACACCAUCAUAUAAAAGGGGCAGAAGUCAGCUGCUGUGUGAAAUAUUUCUUAUUUGGAUUCAACAUUCUAUUCUGGUUACUAGGAGCAACAUUCUUGGCCAUAGGAUUGUGGGCAUGGGCGGAGAAGGGCGUGCUGGCAAAUUUGUCGUCCAUCACAGAUCUAGGGGGUUUCGAUCCUGUGUGGCUCUUCAUCGUUGUGGGAGGCAUCAUGUUCAUCCUGGGCUUUGCUGGCUGUAUUGGAGCACUCAGAGAGAACACCUUCCUGCUUAAAUUUUUUUCUGUGUUCCUGGGUUUGAUCUUCUUCUUGGAGCUGACUGCCGGGAUCCUAGCCUUUGUUUUUAAGGACUGGAUCAAAGACCAGCUCAACUUUUUCAUCAACAAUAAUGUGAAGGCCUACCGUGAUGACAUAGACUUGCAGAAUCUCAUUGACUUUGCCCAGGAAUAUUGGUCAUGCUGUGGCGCUCACGGGCCUGAUGACUGGAACCUCAACAUCUACUUCAAUUGUACUGAGCUGAACCCCAGCAGGGAGCGCUGUGGAGUCCCAUUUUCCUGUUGUGUCAAAGACCCCGCGGAGGAUGUCAUUAACACGCAGUGCGGUUAUGAUGUUCGGCUUCAACUGGAGCUGGAUCGUCAGAAAUAUAUCUAUACCAAGGGCUGUGUGGGACAGUUUGAGAGGUGGCUUCAGGACAACCUGAUCAUUGUAGCUGGAAUAUUUGUUGGUAUUGCACUUUUACAGAUAUUUGGUAUCUGCCUGGCUCAAAACCUAGUGAGUGAUGUCAAAGCUGUCAAAGCCAACUGGUGACAGGAAAGGUGAAGUGAAGGGAAGCUGCUCUCUGGCUGACACCUGGUCAACACAGCACACCAAAACUCUCGCAAGGAAGAGGAGCUCGAGCCUUCAACCCUGCAGUCUCAUUUACUGAGCUAAGCAGCACAUAUACACUGUCACUUACAGAAGAAACUGACACAAAGCGUUUACUUCCCUGUUUAUCAGUGACACUUGAAUGAGGGGAGAGGAACAUAUGCCAUGCAAACCAAACUGUCAACACUUUAACCACUCAGCUGGGAUUUAAACCCAAAUAUACGGAGGAUGGCCAUGCGUACUUCAGAGUUAGAUUCUGUUAUUUUCCUCUGUCCUCUGAUUUUGCUCUACAGACCGUUUUAUUUAUGGGGCGGAGUUGCACAAGGACCUUUAAGGUUGAAAGCCAAUGAAAGCAAGAGACGGCAUAAUGAUGCAAAAGGGACAAGUCCCUCUUUUUUUAGGUCAAGUGUUCUCGUAAAAACAGCCAGUUUUUAACAUGGUUAAAUCUUGCUUCCUGCUGCAGAGGGUGGUGGGGGGCUAGCCGGUUAGCGGGCCAACAAACACAUGGCAUAUCGUUUUUUUGUUUUGUUUUUUUUUCAGCUUUCAUGACCACUGAAAACAUAUUACAACUUUAAAGCAUUUCAGGAGAUUUAAAUUCUAUCUAAAAGUUUAAAGAAAGUGCCAUUAAUUACCAGUGAUGCUUUGUGUCCUGCCUGUUCUUUAUGCGAUUCUCUGCCCUAAAAACCCGUCCACACAAUACCUCAGGGUCUGGCCGAAAAUGCAGCCAAUACUGGAAGUAUCUGAACAGUUGUUCUUUGGACUUGGAGCUUCAGGACAAUCAGUUUGAAAUAAAAACAUUUACAUAUGUUAAAGAGCAAAUUUGAAUUCAGCUUUAACUUUGGUUAGAUUCCAAUAGUUUUAUCAUUUAGAGGUUCAAAAGUCAUUGGAUGAACAUACAACAAAAUCCUCAUAUUUAUUUCUUGAUAAAAGUCCUCCACAGACAUCAUCCUUAUCAGUGUUUGCAUAGUGGGACUGAGCUCAGGUGAGUUACUCAGCCAGUCAAGGUUCACCUCUUCAUUCUGAAAAGCUUUUUGGUUGCGUCUGUCUUGUGUUGAAAGUCUUUGUUCUGCUGAAUAAUGAAAAUGCUUUUAGCUUGAUCUGAGCUCACAAUGCUCCCGUGCCUCCAUGCUCAACCUGUUGCCUCAGUGUUGUCAGCAGUGAAUUCAUCACUAAAUGCCAGUGUGCCACUUUCACUGGAGCCGUACUCGGCACAUACUCUACAUGUCCAAGCCAGCAGCAUGUUUGAUAGAUGGGCUUUUGAGCGUUGCCUCUUUCCGUCAUUUAGUUAGAUGUUGGAUUUCAUAGGUCCAAGGCUUUUUGGGUUUGUCUGUGUCUUUUUUUAACUGCAGAAUGACCUUUCUGUUUCUGUGGUUCCUGUCUCAUGCUGAAUCCUCUCAGGUUAUGGCCAUGAAGCUUUCUCUUUAUUAUUGACAGGGAAAUAUGUGGGUUUGGUACCAAUCUCUGUAAUUUUAAUGGUACAGACCAAAUGACAUUGGUCUACAUGAGUACAGAUUCACAUUGAUACAGAUGCAGGCUACAGUGAGUGCAUAGCAUAGUGGCUGCUUGUUUUCCCAUAUUACAAGUCUAUACAGUGGAAAUGACCUUUAAAACGCAUAAAUAUAAAUAAAAAGCUCAGCCAGUGUGAUGGAACUUGACCUAAAACUGAUUAUCAUUUCAAAAAGGGCUGUCCCCCCCUUUUGUGUUUGGUGUGUUCUGUGCUCAGUUGCCUGGCAGUGCAGGGAGAGACAAAAAAAACUUGUACAAUGCAGCAAGUUUCUAGAGAUUCAUCUCCUCUUCAACAGAAAACGUGCAGAAAACAUUCAUAGUUUAGCACAAUUAAAUUAUAAAUUUAGAUUACACUCCCGUCAGGGAAACAUCUGUCAUCUGAGCUGAUCUGACUGGAGCUGCUUUGCACACUCGCGCUUUUGUCAGAUGCCACCAGUAAGCCAAUCUCUCUGCUGUGCCAACAGCUGAACGAGGGAAAAAAACAUUAUAAAUUAAAUGUCAUCUAUCACUUAACGAUACGUGUGUUUUUCACCAACUUAAACUAUGUUCUUGCUAUUACACGUGAGGAAAGUUGUGUACCAGUACAGAUUCAAAUACGUUAAGUUCCUUUUCUGUUUACCAAUUUCUAUUGAACCUCCAAAUCUAGGUGCUAUAUGCUGAAAGGCCACUGACAAAUGAAGGUGCUGAAGCUCAGAGCCUGGAGAAUAAAAUGUGCUACUGUCCAAAUACUCAUGGUUUUGACUGUAUUAUGCUUUGUGCCACUGGUAAAAGCAUAUCUAUUUUUUUCAUCCAUGUCUGUUGGACUUAGUCCAACUUAAUGCAUAAGAACACUGACAGUUCCUCGAAGGUCACCCUGUUUGCCCUACAGUAACUGUAUUAUCAGUUGAUUUACUGAAGGAUAUUAGAUUGUAUGGAUGGCCUGGUGUGGUUAGGAUCGUAAGUCUAUGCUAAAGACAGUUUAUUGUUCAUCUCUGAGCAUCUCUCAGGCACGGUUGCCAGUUUGGGGCCUUUUUACUUGACUCAUGUUACCACACUUGUCUUAUACUUAUGUUUUGUUCUGUGCUUUAUGAAAAUAUAUAUACAUAUAUUUCUUUUUAAAAUGUCUUUUAUUCAUGCUUUAUCUCCUUUCCUUUCAUAGACAAAUAUAUAUAUAUAUAUAUA
Messenger RNA from Solea senegalensis (Senegalese sole), 4035 nucleotides. It is a transcript of the gene tspan17, whose product is annotated as tetraspanin 17. The record is from RefSeq and is a predicted model, not a curated record. Lineage: Eukaryota; Metazoa; Chordata; Actinopteri; Pleuronectiformes; Soleidae. Gene Ontology annotation, biological process: protein localization to plasma membrane; protein maturation; regulation of vascular endothelial growth factor signaling pathway. Gene Ontology annotation, cellular component: membrane. The transcript is spliced from 8 exons. Bases 499 to 1311 code for a protein of 270 amino acids.